Molecule: messenger RNA, 1479 nt
Organism: Sorex fumeus (smoky shrew)
Lineage: Eukaryota; Metazoa; Chordata; Mammalia; Eulipotyphla; Soricidae
Gene: CUNH1orf210
Product: chromosome unknown C1orf210 homolog
Exons: 5
Coding region: 503-859 (118 amino acids)
Source: RefSeq, a predicted model, not a curated record
GUGUGUGCGCCUUCCGGUGAUCCCCGGACCCCUCUCGUGGAUCCCAAGGGCGCCCCCCCCCCACCCUCCACCCGCCCACUCCGGGGUGGUGGGGGCCUGAAGGUUCCAGUGCCAGUGGGGGAAGACGUCGAAUCAACGCUCCCUGCAGGGGGCGCUGCGCCCUCCUCCCGCACCUGCGGCAAGGCCCCGCCUGCAGCGUCCCCAGGUGAGCUGACGGCUGCCCGGGCCGGCCCCGCCCCUUCUCCAGGUCCUGCCUGCGACUUCCGGAAGCGCCUCCAGAGACUGCUCAGUUCCAACAGCCUAGACGUCGUUCCUCCCCAGCUCCUCCUCUGUUGAGCUGUUCUGCCUGAGGCCUCUCCAUCAGGUGUUCCGCAACGGUAGUGAUUGUCCUCGAUGAUUUCCUGACUCAGGUGCCCCAGGGUUCCACGCCCAGGACUGGUUGCCUGGCAUCUGAGGGUCUUCUUGGAGCCACAGUUCUUCUGGCUGAGGCUAAGGUUCACCAAUGUCUUCCAGCCCCUCCACGAUCACAGCUAAUGACACCACUGUGGGGCCCUCACAGUUCCCCAUGGCCUCGCCUAUGUCCCCGGAAGCAGGCACUGGGACCCGGGCAUGGCCUGUGUUUGUAGGAGUUGUGCUGGGAGCCGUGGUCCUCUCUCUCCUCAUUGCACUCGCUGCCAAAUGCCACCUGUGCCGCAAAUACCGAGCCAGCUACCAGCACCACCCGCUGCCCAGGACAGGGAAAGGGCUCCGUUUGCAUCUGGGCGAAGAUGACGACGAUGGCUUCAUUGAGGACAAUUAUAUUCAACCCGGGAUGGCAGGGAUGGGGUCAGGGAUCACCCGGGACAACCUCUCCCUCUGAACCUCCAUCUCCUGACCCUCUAAGGUCUGACAGUUGAAUAGUAGAUACUCUAAGGGAGUCGCAAGCCUCAGGGACAUUGGUGGCCAGUGCUCAGGGGCCAAGCAGGUAGGGCAGCCUCCACCCCCCACCCCCACACGAGUCAUCAGAUGACUGUGACCUUCUCUUACUCAGUGAGAGAGUAAGAGAAGGUCUUACUUCGUACCUUCUUAAGACUUAAGAAGGUCUUACCACCCUCUCUGGCUGCCAGGAAGAUGCUUGUUGAGGGCCUGACUCAGGAAGUCAACCCCUGGCAGAUUCUACUCUGCCCUGUCCCUUCCACCAUCACCUCCUCUAUCUGUAACCUCCUUUCCAACCCUGCCGCCUCUCAGGCUCUCUGCUCCUCCACUCUCUGCUCCCUUCUGCUCUUCCCUUCAUCCUCUGUGCCAGAGGAGACCCCCACGUGGCUGGUCUUGCUGCCAAGCAUGGCAGAAGUGCCCAGAUGAGAACAUCUGAGAAGAAGAAACCCAAUAUGACCCAUUUUUUAUUAAAAUGUUUUCUUACCGGUCAAAUGGAUCACCGAAAUGGUUCUGUGCUGUUUUUGUUUUCCCCAUAGGUAUUAAUAAAUAGCUUUUCAUUUUAAA